Aethina tumida (small hive beetle) is the source of this 1351-nucleotide messenger RNA. RefSeq names its product serine protease HTRA2, mitochondrial. The transcript has 5 exons. Gene Ontology annotation, biological process: proteolysis; programmed cell death; positive regulation of apoptotic process. Gene Ontology annotation, molecular function: protein binding; serine-type endopeptidase activity. NCBI's taxonomy places the organism in Eukaryota, Metazoa, Arthropoda, Insecta, Coleoptera, Nitidulidae. The record is from RefSeq and is a predicted model, not a curated record. Bases 69 to 1271 code for a protein of 400 amino acids.
UUCACAACCUUAAUUUCAAAAUGAGUUGAAUAAGUUUAAAAUUAUUAGUAUGUUGAAGAAAGUCGAUUAUGAACAUUAUUCCCUCGAGACUUUUACAGAGAGGCCUACUAAAAAACUACGGCCGAUCAAUUUUUAGUGAUUCUAAUAAGGACAAAUUUUGGAAAAAAUCAGGAUUUAAGUACAUAGCGAUAUCAGGUGCAAUAGCUACCCUUAUUGCAGCAACUUAUAUUCACAGACAAAAGUCUGAUUCGUAUUUGAGGAAUGUUAAUUUUGAAACAGCAGUAGAAAGGAAUUCUAAAAGCACCAUCAGAAAUCAGUUCAAUUUUAUAGAUAAGGUGGUGUCAAAAUGCGCCCCAGCUGUGUUUUACUUAGAAAUCCGCGACCCUUUCAAAAGAGACCCGGAAACCGGUGAUCCCGUCAUAACGUCCAACGGAUCCGGCUUCAUCAUAAGCAAAGAAGGCUGGGCUUUAACCAACGCCCAUGUGGUGCUCAAUAAGCCCCAGUCCACCAUUACGGCGAUAAUGAGAGACGGUAAAACCUACCCGGUGCAAGUUGAAGAUGCUGAUCUAAACAUAGAUCUGGCCUUGCUGAAACUGAACACCGACAAGGACUUGCCAAACCUGCCUUUCGCCAAAUCCGGAGACACCAACGUCGGAGAAUGGGUGGUCGCCUUAGGAAGUCCGUUGUCACUCAGUAACUCCGUCACUGUCGGAAUAGUGAGCAGUGCCAACAGACCAUCAGAAGAAUUGGGUUUGAAGAAUUAUUCGAUGAGUUAUAUCCAGACCGAUGCCUCCAUUACGUUCGGAAAUUCAGGCGGACCCCUUGUCAAUCUGGACGGACACGUAAUCGGAAUUAACAACCUCCGUCUCACUUCCGGGAUCUCUUUCGCCAUUCCAGUCGAAUACGUCACUAAGUUUUUAGAAAAUAGUAAGUUUAGAUUGAAGGAGACGGGAUUCAAAGGUAAAACCUUAUUUGGAAUAACAACAAUAUCAGUUAAUCGUCUGUCAACUGCGAAUGGAAAUGUGAAGAUGCCAAAAGAACUUACUGAAGGACUUUUAGUUUGGAACGUUAUUGAGGGAACUAUUGCUCACAGGUGUGGAUUGGAGAUUGGCGACAUAAUUACUCAUAUAAAUGGAGUUCCCAUAAAGGAAGCUAGCGAAUUGUACAGUUUGUCGGGUUCAGAUUCGCUGAUAACGCUGGACGUCAUGAAGCAAGGAAAGAAAACCAAACUCACGUUGGAUUUGUCAGCCCCUCAAUCAGUCCCGCAGUGAUCAUUUCCGCGUCCUCUCAGUAUUGGAGCAUUUUAAAGAAUGUGAAUCGCGUGAUUUUUAUUAAAUUGGUAACAAAAUGA